Oikopleura dioica is the source of this 921-nucleotide messenger RNA. The record is from the annotation of a GenBank genome assembly. NCBI's taxonomy places the organism in Eukaryota, Metazoa, Chordata, Appendicularia, Copelata, Oikopleuridae.
AUGACGAAAACGAGGAAGAGGCGCAUUUCAGCGUCGAAAAAGACAAAGUCGCGGACGAAGACGAAACGAUCGAAAAAGUCGAAUGAAAAUGAUGAUGUCAACAAGGACUAUUCGACGCUUUUCAACUCACCGACGCUGGGUGGAAAUGAUGUCGAAGCUAAAUUACGUGACCGUAUCCUCAAAAAGAAAGCCCAAUCGGAGCUUGAAUCAGAAGCAGUGAAAUCAAGCACGUCCGACGAUCCAUCUGACACUUCCGCGAAAUCAAGCUCUGCCAAAUCCUCAUCAAUCGCUUCGUCUGGCAAGAAGGGCGCUUCAAAUUCCUUCGAUCGCAGGGCCUCUCUUGCUACUUCCAAUCAUAACCCGUCGUCGGAUGGAGAUGAUGAAAAUUCAGAGAAAAACUCGGCCUCUUCUGGAUCACUUGCUUCAAAUCGAAGUCAGCUGUCGUCGAAAAACUCGCGCAUGAGUGAUGAAGAACCAGGCCUCGAUCCAGAAGAGGCAGCGGCAUACGACGACAUCGAGAAUCAACUGAUCGCCGAUCAGAGCAAAGAAAUUGAGUAUCUCAACGGAAUCGACGAACCGAUCAACAAGGCGGACUUACCUGUUUUAGUCAAGGAAGAAAAUACUAACGGGCCUUAUAUGAACGAGCCGAUGAAAUUACGAAUAUCCCGAUUGAAACGGACCAAAAUCUGGGUGCGCGCUUUAACAAGUCCUGACGAGCCCGUCAUCAAUGACGAGGUGGAUCUUGCAAUAGCCGCGGCGAAAGAGGCUAAAGAAGCCGAGAAAAAGGCCGCGACAAUUUCUGAAGACGAAGUUGGCGUCGCCAUUUUCGACAGUCCAUCUCAGGAUUUUGCGAAAAAGACGCUCGACAUGGAGAACAAGCUCAAAAACGCAAUUCUUGAGCGGCUGAAGAAAAAGAUAUAG